Messenger RNA from Trichoplax adhaerens, 1551 nucleotides. RefSeq lists its product as uncharacterized. NCBI's taxonomy places the organism in Eukaryota, Metazoa, Placozoa, Uniplacotomia, Trichoplacea, Trichoplacidae. The transcript has 15 exons. The record is from RefSeq and is a predicted model, not a curated record. Gene Ontology annotation, biological process: regulation of cyclin-dependent protein serine/threonine kinase activity; regulation of mitotic cell cycle. Gene Ontology annotation, cellular component: endomembrane system. Bases 1 to 1551 code for a protein of 516 amino acids.
AUGGAUGAGAAUGGCAAUAACAAUCGAAAUCAAGCAGCCACGCCGGAAGCAAUCAUCCCUAUCGAUAUUCAUUAUAGCAAAUUAUUAGAUUGGCUUAUUGAUAGGAAGCAUUGCAAAGGUGAUUGGAGGGAUCAAACGCUACAAAUUCGAGAAAAAAUCAACAAUGCUAUUCAAGAUAUGCCCGAAAACGAUGAAAUUAAACAGCUGUUAUCUGGCACUUAUAUUCAUUAUUUUCAUUGCCUAAAAAUUAUCGAAGUAUUAAAAAUAUCUGAAUCUGCCACUAAAAAUAUAUUCGGACGAUAUUCUUCAAAAAGGAUGAAGGAUUGGCAACAAAUCGUAGCCAUGUAUGAAGCAGAUAGCAUCGGAUUAGCCGAAGCAGCCGAUAUGUUGAUGAGAAAUGUGAACUAUGAAAUUGCAGCUUCCAAAAAAAACAUUGGAAAGUGUCAACAACAGCUUAGGGACUUAACAAGGAAAGAAAGUGAAUAUACAUCAAAUGCUAAUAUAUUCCGGAAUAAAUUUUUACAGACUUGCAAACAAAUUGGAAUCCAGGGUAAAAAUAUCAAAGCUGAACUCAAUGAACUGUUGCAGACAUUACCAGAACUUUAUGACGACUUAGUAACAGAUUCCAAGCAACUGAGUAAAGCCUACGAAUUUUAUCGAGCUUUUGUUACCUUUUUAGAUGAUUCCAAUGGAGAAGGUAAACAAUUAGAUAUUUUACCAUUACUAAAGUGCAUCAUCAAUAAAGGAAACAUUACAGUUUAUGAAUGGAAAACUGGCCAGCCUCCUCCAGAUACUAUAGACUUUGGUGACCUGGAUUUAACCACCGGCUCGCCUGACACAAUCGAUUUUGGCGAUUCAAAUACGAUCGACUAUGGAGAUUCAAAUGCGAUUGACUUUGGCGAUAAUACAAACGAAAUUGAUUUUGGAGAUGAAAACAAUGCAAUUGACUAUGGUGAUGAAAUUAAUUUUGACAUUAGCGUUGAAAACGGCGAUACUACAUCUAACAACCAAGAACAAAGCUCUACGAUCGAUGAUCAAGAUUUAAUGACUAUUUUAGAUGAUACUCGUUCAAGAAACUGUUUUAUUGACAAUUUAACAGAAUUGCAGGGUUUCUUUAAGCAACGCGUAAAUGAAAUGUCCGAAGAAGCUAAUAUAGUCUCUGUUAACCAGUUUCAAGACGCUCCACGACAAUUGCAGUUGACCUCAACAGAAGAAAUAUCUUCAAUGAAAUCAGUUGUAGACAGUAUUUUAGAGAAGCUGACAUCCGUUAAAAUGCAACACCUGUUCUUGAUUAAAACUUCGGAAAGAUAUGUCGAUCGUUUAGCCGAAUCGUUAAAGCAAAAAGAAAAUCUAGCAGAAAAAAUGUUAGAAUCAUUAAAAAACUCGCAGGAGCGUCGUGAGAAAAUUAAAGAGCAACUUAUUGAAGCAGAGCCCAAGCUUAAUAAUCUAAUAGCAAAAACUAAAGAACUUCAAACUGAAGUUGCCGCCGAGUUAUCAAAGCGAUACCAAAAUAGGCCAGUGAAUAUAAUGGGAGAAAUCAAUUUAAUUUAA